This is a messenger RNA of Parnassius mnemosyne (clouded apollo), 5427 nucleotides long. Lineage: Eukaryota; Metazoa; Arthropoda; Insecta; Lepidoptera; Papilionidae. The record is from the annotation of a GenBank genome assembly.
AUGGCGCACCAUAUUGUGCACGGCACAGCAUGCCUGCUAAUGUUCAUGACAGUGAUAUGGGCUGAAAAAGAGCAAACGAGAUGGUCUCGCCAGAUAAGCUCUUACAAUGCAGAUAUCAGUGACUGGGUUCCUUUACCAGGCCCAAUGGAACGUGAUAUACCUCAAACGAAACGACAAGCGGUAGCCGAACCAAGGAUACUGUCUGAACCAUUCCCAGGUAUACCAAGACCGACUGGAUUUACCCAUGGAGGAAGUUUUAACCAAGAGUCGUUCCCCUUUAGAGCAUUUUUCAAUACGCCAUCAAAUCGACAGCUAUAUCUACAGUCAUUGCCUGCAGUGCCUUCAGCUCCACAAAACUAUUUAACGGAGCAAGGAUUUGGGCAAAGCAUUAGAUUCGGAUUAUCUCAACCAAACUUUCCUUUAACGCAAGGAUUUGUAGCACCUCAACUAAACUUUGACAAUACACCCCCGACAAAAACAAAGCCGCAGCAAGUAGCACUAAAUCCGAUAAAGUUUGAAAAUUUUCCAAAACCAAAUCCGUCUUUAAAGCCCCAAGUUCAGACUUUUAUUACGCAAGCACCGAAAUCAAAGCCAGAAGUACCUAAAUUCUUCGAUGAAUACCGCGUAAAAAAUAUCAGCAACGACUUUAAUAAUAGGAGACCACAAUCGCUACAAAAGUUAAAAUACGACGGUGUAAAGACAGAAGCAAUCACCCAAAACAAGCCGAAGGUCGAAAGGGAAGAGGUUCAACUUUUAUAUGUUCCAUUGGAGUCCUUAAACAGGGGCCAAUUUAAUUUUAGACAACCUAUUGCUACACCUCAAGCUAUUAAUAUGGAUCUAUACACUCAAAUUCAGAGACAGCUUCCACUGAAUACUCCUAUCAUCAACAACCCUUCUGCAGAUUUUCAAAUAACAACAUCAAAAACUGUUGAAAAUUUAGGUCCCAGGCACGAAUUUUUGACAAACGGAAAUGCCCAGAUCAGUACUAUUAACCAAAUACCUAAAUUUUCCACACUGUCGUCGCCUUUCCCAACCCUAUCACCAUCGACGUUGAAGCCAAAGAAAUUAAAACCUCACCAACCUCCAUUAGCUAUAUUUUUAACACAAGAUGCUAGAAAGGAUAAGCAAGUUAAAGUUGGGGAUGUGUUAUAUUCUUUAAAAAAUGCAAAUACCGUUGCUGUACUAGACAGUGUUAAUCCACAAAACGCUCCUAAAGUAUUUAUUGGUCCUUCGACAUUGACACCACCUGAGAACUACGUUAAAUUCGAACUGCCCUACCUGUCUAACAUCGAAAAUAGAGAAAACAAACUUCGUCAACUACCGUUUUUCGUUGCACCAUUAAGUUACAAUACACCUCAAGGAUUUGCUAAAAUUCCAUUUCCCUCGCCGCAUGUGGGGUCGGUAGUGAUAAACUCACAAAUUCAAAGGGAUGCUCAAAUUUCAACUCAUUCAACAACUCUAUCUGAUAUUUUACCUAGAUUUUACCCAUACAGUCUACCACCGUCAAAGCAAGAAAAGAAGUUAGAAACGACAAAACCAAUAAUAAACUACUACACCACUGUUUCCCCUAGAACUAAGGUCCCAUCAAGAUAUGAACUCAAUAAUUAUGCCUUUGAACAACAAACGUUAAACUCAUUACAUACACCUAAAGAAACAGAUACUGGUCUAAAAGAAACAUCUUAUUUUCUGAGUAACGUUGGCAAUCAAUAUAAUCCUUCUGAUUUCGUCAAUUUCCCAUCAGAAUCCAAUUAUCAAACACCAGAAACUGUUCAAACUUACACUAUUGCCCCAACUGUGACAACGACUUCAACACAAAAACCAACAACCAAGACCACCACAACAACUUCCACAACGACUUCAACUACUACAACUACAAAGCCUUCAACAUAUCCAAGUCAAUUAUUAGAAACUCACAAUCCUUAUUCUAUUAAUCAAGCGUUCCAUUUUAGUACCCCAAUAGAUUAUCAAAACUUUUACGAUGAAUACAAAGAAAAUUAUUCAACUCCUGGAAAUGCGUCACCUCCACAACAAUCUACGAUAAAUAUCUCAACACCAACUCCCCUCUCUCAAGAAACCGAAAGACCACUACCAAAAUACUCAAAUAGAUCACCUAAUUAUUUACAAGGUUAUUCGCCAGAAAUUCAUUACGAUUCUGAAGUACAAAAUCACUUUACUUAUAAUACAAACCAACAAACAGUUAAUAGCAAGGAGACUUCCGAUUACAGCCAAACGGAGAAUCCAUUAAUUCAGAAUGAAAAUUUCCAACCUAGCAGUGACCUUACGCCACCAAGAAAUGUAAAUGAACACAUAGAAACUGAACAAAUCUUAGCUCACAAUAACUUUGAAACCCUACACACUACACCACCGGCAUCAUCUGAAAACUAUAUCCCUACUACUGGACCUAUAGAAGAAUAUAACCAGUAUGAAGCUAACUUGAGUACUGACAAAAAUCAAGUAAUAACUUCAAGUACUUCUACUACCACAAGUACAACGAGACGAACUCCGUUAAGGAGUCGAGGUCGCCCAAGAUAUCCGACAGUAAAACCUGACACUGGAGAAUAUACAACUAAAUCAUUUGUAACUCGUAGACCCUUAAGAGAAAGAAGGCCUUUACCAAGUAGGCCAAGAUAUGAAUCAAAUAAAAUAACUACUGAGCAACCAACAAAGAACCCCACUGAUUCAGUUGAAACCACUACUAAAUAUAUGAGGACUAGAACAAGAGGACGAAUCCACUACAAGCCAUCUGAUGCUGACGAAAUUUACGACAAGCAAACAAAGACACAAAAUGGCAAAGAAAAUGACCUCGCAUAUCAAAGGGAUGUUUUACAUCAGAACUACCCAGUAACACUUAUGGAGCGGAUGAGUACAGUUAACAUUGAAGCCAUUACCGAACCAACAGUUAAAGUAACAUCUCCGAGCAUAAGGCAUUCUGAUGACACUGAAAAUGCCUAUAGCAAUGAUAAAGUCUCAAUAACCGAACAUACUGCUAACACGGAAAAUAAAGACCUUUAUGAAUAUAGAGACGGUCAAAGUAAUAGUCCAUACAUACCCAACCUUACUUCAACUAGUGAUGAUGAAUAUAUCUAUAAGCUCAGAAGCAGUGUUGCACCUUCAAAUGCAUAUACAACAUAUGAUGAGGUAAAAGAAGAAAAAACUGAUCACAAAUUAACAACACCUGAAUAUCCAAGUGAAAUAUCGGAAGUAACUACUUCUUAUAUUAUUGGUUCUGUAACACAAGACAAUGAACGAAUCGUUUCAGCAAACAAUGAAUACGAAACCAUAAAAACGGAAGAAACUACUACACAAGCAAAUUUCGUAAACGAAAAUUUUGCAAAUCAAGAAGAAAAUCGAAACUCAGAACAAGAAGCAAACAUUUUACAAACUACUCCAUCAUAUAAUAGAGUACGAAUACGCCCAGGAGUUAUUCGACAAUAUCACCAAGCGUCAACUGAGUCUUCUAGAGUCAGAGGAGACAGAAGGAGGCCAGGAUUGGCAGUAACUUAUAGACCAGCAUAUGAUAAACGCAGAACUACAAUGCGCAUAGAUGAAAUAGAAGCGGAUUUAAAAACAAAACAAGUACAUUCUCGUCCAGACUUCCAAGACUAUAGGCAUCCUGUUUAUAAACCAGAAUCAACGACAGAACCGACAAUAACACUUUCAUCUACACAAGAAGUAAGCACAAAACGCGGCUUGUAUCGUCGAAGACGACCAACGUACACAACUUCGUCUACUGAAAUACCUACUAAUAAAAAGAAUACAUAUGAAAUUAAAAAUCGUUUCCGAGGGCGCCGUCCUACAGAAAAGCUUACUGAAAAACCUGAAGUAGAAACAGAAACAACUGAUACUAAGUACAAUGAUGGAACAAGAUUAUCUGAAAGGUUUAACAAAAACUCUGAACAGGAAGAACCCGCAGAUCAAGACUCAAAUUAUUCAAUUCGAAAACCAAAUUACGCUAUACCGGAAUCAGAUCGUUGGUCACCUAAAUUUUCUACAGACUCUUUCAAGCCUUACAAUCCUAAUGAUAUUGUAGAUGAAACUAAAAUGUUAACUGCCGAACAUCCAACAGGAAACGGGCCUGAACUCGAUAUUAUAACGGCCAAAAAUGAAUACGAUAAUAUUCUCAUAUCGGUUACACCAGCAACCAAUAACAGAGCAAAUAAAAAAAUUCCAGACAUUCCUCCAACACUCGAAGCAUUAGUUGAACAAAGCAGAAUAACUAAGAGUGACGGCAGUGAUACAAUGUCCACGUUUGAAAGUAUGCUUGAAGAAGUAAUGAAAAGCUUAGAAGAACAAGACGAAGAUGAAUACACAAAAAAUGUAAUGAAACACAAAGGUGGUGAAAUCGGAGAAAUCCCGCCCGAAAAAAUUAUUGAAACUGCCGAAAAUUAUUAUUCAAAACCUACUACGUCAGUUCAAGAGAUUACAACUACAUCAGCUACCUCUGAAGACACGACCCAAAUAAAACAGAAAGAAAGUGAUCGAAAAACUCGACGCCGUGGAUUCUGGAAAAAAGUUAAAGUUCACCCCUCAUCAACGGAAUCUAUAGAAGUAGCCGAGUCGCAGUACUAUCCCAGUACAGUAAAUAGAUUGGGGCAACCUAUAAAGUUAUCUAAAGCUGGACACGAUAAAUCGAAGGAAAAUGAAAAAUCAAAACUUAAAGUCACCACGUACAAACCAAGUUAUCGAUUCAUUCAAGAACUCUUUGAAACUGACAAUGAUGAAUUAGAGAUUAUACCUGACAUAGAUAUUCCAAAAAUUACAACCAUAAAAUCAGACGAUCAAAAAACAAGCAUGUAUAAUGACAGUCACCUACAAACUACAACAACUUUUAUGGCAACAAAUACGCCUACAGAGAAGUUCAAUCCUGAAGAAUUAGACUUAGGCACAGGUUCCCCGGAUCCAACAUUUGCUGACAGUACAUAUUUCAGUGCUGUGACCGAACCAACUACCAGUAAAUCUUAUCAUUCUGCUGCCAACAGAUCUGAUGGUUUCAGUUUAAUGGAUUACUUAUUUGGAGUUACUUCAUCUGAUAAUGAUACAGAAUUCAAGGGAAAAAAUGAAACUAAAAAAGAUCAAGCUAACUCACUAAAUACUUCUUCAGAUCUUGAUGAAGGUAAAGUAACAAAAGAACAAAGUAAAUUCAAAACGACUACAGAAACUACAUAUAUACCAGAAGAAAUAACGGCCAUCACACCUUACAAUGAAGGAGAAAAUGAAAAACAGUCUAGCGAUAAAAACAAACUUGAUAUUAGUAAAGAAGAUUCCAUCGAAGGAACAACUGAGCAAUCAUUAGAACGUAUAGAAACCACUUCUAUAUCUUCCUUCAUGGAUUCUUUAAAUAUCGUCAGUACGUCAAUGUCAACGGAAAUUUCUCAUGAAACAGAAAUUUGCUUUAGAGGAAAAUGCAUUAAAACCAAACGAUCAUAA